AGGCAGUGCAGGAGGCGGGGCGGCGGGUCGCCGGCGGAUGACGCGCAGGCCGAGCCGCUACUUCCUGGAGCCGCCGGCCGGGGCCGCUACCGCACCCUGCGUUGGAGCCGGGAGUCCGCGGCCGCCACCAUGUCCCACCAGACCGGCAUCCAAGCAAAUGAAGGUGUUAAAGACAUCUUUGCCAAAGCCAGAAAUGGAAAAUACAGACUUCUGAAAAUAUCUAUUGAAAAUGAGCAGCUUGUGGUCGGAUCAUGUAGUCAGCCUUCAGACUCCUGGGAGCAGGAUUACGAUUCUUUUGUUUUGCCUCUACUGGAGGACAAGCAGCCUUGCUAUGUAUUAUUCAGGUUAGACUCUCAGAAUGCCCAGGGAUAUGAAUGGAUAUUCAUUGCAUGGUCUCCAGAUCAUUCUCCUGUUCGUCAAAAAAUGCUGUACGCAGCCACAAGAGCGACUCUGAAGAAGGAGUUUGGAGGUGGCCACAUUAAAGACGAAGUGUUUGGAACAGUAAAGGAAGAUGUAUCAUUACUCGGGUAUAAAAAAUACUUGCUAUCUCAGUCUUCCCCUGCCCCACUGACUGCAGCUGAGGAAGAAUUACGACAGAUUAAAAUUAAUGAGGUACAGACUGACGUGGGUGUGGACACUAAGCAUCAGACACUACAAGGAGUAGCAUUUCCUAUUUCUCAAGAUGCUUUCCAGGCUUUGGAAAAACUGAGUAAGAAACGGCUCAACUACGUGCAGUUGGAAAUAGAUAUAAAAAAUGAAGUAAUAAUUUUGGCCAACACAACAAAUACAGAACUCAAAGAUUUGCCAAAGAGGAUUCCCAAGGAUUCAGCACGUUACCAUUUCUUCUUGUAUAAACACUCCCAUGAAGGAGACUACUUAGAGUCCGUAGUUUUCAUUUAUUCAAUGCCUGGGUACACAUGCAGUAUAAGAGAACGGAUGCUGUAUUCGAGUUGCAAGAGCCCUCUGCUAGAAAUUGUAGAAAGACAAUUACAGAUGAACAUAAUCAGAAAGAUUGAGAUAGACAAUGGGGAUGAAUUGACUGCAGACUUCCUUUAUGAGGAAGUGCAUCCCAAGCAGCAUGCACAUAAGCAAAGUUUUGCAAAACCAAAAGGUCCUGCAGGAAAAAGAGGAAUUCGAAGACUCAUUAGGGGUCCCGCUGAAGCAGAAGCUACUACUGACUAAAAUAAACGAUGGCAUAGUAAAUGUUGCAAUAUAGUUUUGUAAAACUCCAGCUUUUAGUACAAGAGAACUGAAAUCAUUCCAUGUUGAUACAUAGUUGGGAGGAAAAUUGUACUUUUUGAAAAACGGCACUUUUCACUUCAGUGUAUUUUUAAAAUCAAUGCUAUAGAAGAUUCAUGAUUUCUAUUUCUGCUUAAAGCUAGGCAAGGUUUCAACAUAAGUAAUGUUUAGUUACUUAUGUCACACUGUUUUCAUAGUGUGUUGAUUCCACACUUUCACAUAAUUCUUAAAAAUUUUCUAUAGGUGGGCUGGUUCCGGGAAGUCUAAUGUCUUAAAGUAGAACAUUUUCUUAGUACUCUUUAGUGAGGCAUCUGGAUUUUUUUAAAAGGGAAGUGGAAAAUUCUUAAAAUAUUCACACAGCUUGAUGAAAUGUUAAGGACCAGGUUAGAUUCCUUUCUAAGCCGAGAGUAUGGUGUGCCUGGGCAAAGGUGGGAAGUUGCCUACUCUGAGAGCUGUUCUGUUGGGCUGGGGUCUUAUCUGCGACUUUGUGAAACUGCUUUAUGGCAGCAGUGUCUUCUGUCUGACCUUUUGUUUUGUAAUGGCAUUAAAAUUUCAGAAAAAUCAGGCCACUCUGAAACCUUCAAGGUACCAGAUGCUGCGGGAUUUCUGACCGCACUGAAAGACUCAAGUUUAGCCUUUGGUAUAGUCUCUUUCCAGUGCUUUAAAAGAUAUAUAUUUCCAAAGUAAAUUAUUUCAUUGUAAGUGCUGUGAAGCCAAAUAUUCAUAAUUUCAAUAUCAUUUAAAAGGAGACAGAACUAAAGUAAAAAAUGUUAAGUUUUAAAGUUUUUCUUCCCCAAAACUACAUGUCUAUAAGCAAACCACCUUCAUUACUGUGGAGCAAGAGUUCAGGUUUACGAUUAUUCUCCGUUCCUACUUGCUAACACAGGUAAACACUUCGCUUAAGGAUCUUAUUUCAACAAGUAACUUCUUUCAGAACACAUUUAAAUGUUUUCAGAAGCUUUAUAUUUUCAGUUACAACCUAGAAAUUUUUGAGCCUCAGAUUUCUUUGAUACUUGAAAUAGUGAGAGCUAGAACACUUUGUGUUUAAUCUGUAGAAGCUGCUGCAGAGCCGUAACUGGGUGUCCAGGGUUUGGAAUUCCUUGAGCUAAACUUCAUGCUGCAUGAAACAAAUGUCAGAAAUGCACAUUUCAUGGUGUGAAAUGAGAAGCACUCAUUGCUAGGCCUCAUGGAAGAUAAUACAUGCACCUUUCAGAAACUCGGUGUGUUCCCAUGAACCAUGUGAGAGGAAUUAUGAGUUGACAGAUUUUUAAAAAAUAGAGUUGAGUAUUUGUGUGUUUUGUUUGUUUACGAAUAAUUAGACUAUACUAUUUAAAUAUGCAAAAUAGUUGAGAGUACUAUUGCACUUGUUUACUAAGGUACACUUAAAGUUGUCCCAUGGGUGCACAGUGGAUACAUCCCCACAGGUUUCUGCAUUAAAAAACCCUGAAGCUGUGCUGCAGACAUGACGGACGCUGUCAUUCUCAAGCAGAGGGACUGUUACCUGUCAUGGUGGUACACACAUGUCAGUGGAUGUUCUGUAC
Messenger RNA from Nannospalax galili (Upper Galilee mountains blind mole rat), 2780 nucleotides. It is a transcript of the gene Twf1, whose product is annotated as twinfilin actin binding protein 1. Bases 130 to 1182 code for a protein of 350 amino acids. The record is from RefSeq and is a predicted model, not a curated record. Gene Ontology annotation, biological process: positive regulation of neuron projection development; actin filament depolymerization; regulation of lamellipodium assembly. Gene Ontology annotation, cellular component: cytoplasm; myofibril; actin filament. The transcript has 9 exons. Lineage: Eukaryota; Metazoa; Chordata; Mammalia; Rodentia; Spalacidae. Gene Ontology annotation, molecular function: actin monomer binding; actin filament binding.